CUGACAUUGACGACAUCCUCAAAACGUACUGGAUACAAAACAAUUGACAAUCUCCGAGAAUCAUCACCAUGAGCAUCCGUUGGGGUAUCGGGCAGCGCAGAGACCGCCGUCUGCCGUACAAGGUCACCGCAGGGCAGACAUGCACUUAUUGCGCGGACUACAUCUUCAACCAAGAAUUGUACGACCAGCUGUCCGCUAAGACAAGCUCGUCAACGGCAGCAAUAGCUUACGCCCGGACGAGCCGUGAUCUCUACGUGUCUGCUCAAGAAGGAUGUCCGUGGUGCUCAUCCAUAGCCCUCGGCAUUCGACACGUGGCGGAUUUCCUCGUCUUCGAAGACAGUGAGGAUGAGGUGACUGAUCCGGCAUGUUGUCGGUUUCCGCUCUCGAAUCUCAAAUGCGAUGCGGGGGUUUCCAUUAUCGUCCGGUUUCGGAAACAUCGUGGCAUGGCGACGUUUGAUGAAGUUGAGAUACAGAUCGAAGUGACAGGCACCCAGGGUGAAGAUUGUCGACUCCCUGAGAUAGGCGGCCCAGAUACGAUCUUUCUAACCUUUCAGGUUUCUUCCACCGAUCCCCAGUCGCAAGUCUUCCAACGAAACUGGGGCCGCAUAUCUGCGGACUCGGAUGACUGGGCGACCUCAGCGCUAGACUGGCUCGAAUCAUGCAGCAGCCACCGCCAAUGCCGACCCGCCGGAGGCUUCCACCCCAGUCGACUCAUCGAUGUAACCAAUCCACACUCCCCACGGCUCAUCAACCGCGACGAGAUCGCAGCACCCGACGACGUGUACGUCGUCCUCAGCUACGUCUGGGGCCCCGCGCAAACGUACACUCUCAAAAAUUCAAGUCAUGAACAGCUGCGCCGGGGCUUAGACCUAGCCCGUCUGCCAAAUACUCUGAGAGACGCGAUGGAGGUGACGGCCCGGCUGGGUUUCCGGUACAUCUGGAUCGACGCCCUCUGCAUCAUCCAGGACUCGCCGGAUGACCUAGCGGCGGAACUACCCCAAAUGGCCAGCAUUUACCGGCAGGGGGCUCUGACAAUUAUCGUGGCAAGCGCCACCAGCGCAGACAAGGGAUUCCUGCUCCCCCCGCAAGGGCUGCACGACCGCUUCACCCCUGUGCAAGUAGGUCCGAUCGACGCAGACGAGAGGCGCGGAGUAUCCUUCUUCGUAGGGGACACAUCGAUGCAAGCGCAAGCCUUCCAGAACGAGCCCAUUUUGCUUAGAGCCUGGACCCUCCAGGAGUCCACCAUGUCGCCUCGCCGGUUAUUUUUCGCGAGCGACGGCGUCUCAUGGGAAUGCACCGAGUGCGUCAUCACGUACCUCGGCGCGAGCCCAAUCUUCGACACAGACUUUCUCUCCCUGUGCAAGCGAGCCAGCAGGUACAAGAACGGCCGCAGCGAGCUCUAUUCCCGCUGGCUGAAUCUUCGCGAAGAAUACUGCGCCAGGGCGCUCACCUUCUCCAGUGACAAGUUGAACGCCUUUUCGGCUGUGGCGUCUGAGAUCGCGCAGAUGACAGGCUGGACGUAUCUCGGCGGGCUGUGGAAGGAAUAUCUGGUUGACGACCUCCUCUGGCGCUGUAAUCCCGCUAAGCAUGUUGUGGAAGUCGAAGCUUCUGAUUAUCCGCUCCUCAAGUCCGCUGCUGCUGCUGCGGCGCAGAGUGUAGCGCCUAGCUGGAGCUGGGCCAGCGUUGCCGAGGGGUGGAUCUACUCCAUAUAUGAGCCUCACGCGCGCAGUCCGUUUCCUGGAUUUGAGGUGCUUGAUUGUCAGAUUGAAGCCGGGGGAGCGGGUCCGUUCGGAUCCGUGAGAUCAGGUGUUCUGGACCUGAAGGGCAUUCUUGUCGACUUAGGGUUCAGACGUGUAUUCAGACCGGAUAGAGUCGAAGAUGCGGAUCUCGCUCUCUUGCAGGAAAGUGAUGAUACGAGCGGGAUGGUCGACGACCGCGAAGUUGUUGCGUACGGCGUGACCGAUCCUUUAGAUGCCCCGCUCUUGUCUGAUGUGCGGAUUCAGUGCCUCGCUGUCGCUCAGGUCUUGCACCAGGAGAACGUGGAAGGCUUGAUGCUGUUGCCGCUUGAGGGGGACGGCGGGUUUCGUCGUAUAGGGUACUUCUGUGCGCAUCGGCCGUCGAUUUUUCAGGGUGCUUCCCCGCGCAUGAUAAAAAUUAGAUAAGGCCAUCUAUAGGCAUUUAGUUGAACAGUGAUUGUGGUUAUUUGGUAUUUUUGUGAUUUGAAAUGAUGCACUCCAUGCUGCACGUAUAGUUCAAGAGCCCUGGGUGUUCAGUGAAAGCUUUGGAGCCUAGAAAUGGUUGGUAAAAAUAUCCGUGCCGUCACGGGCACAAUACGCUGGACAAUUUGCACCCGUGGGAAUAUUCCUCCAAAUGAUCCACCUGUCCGACUAGCCAUGAAAUAUUAGAAGAUAUUCAUGAUUCGUUGAACAGCAGGUUCG
Molecule: messenger RNA, 2438 nt
Organism: Aspergillus candidus
Lineage: Eukaryota; Fungi; Ascomycota; Eurotiomycetes; Eurotiales; Aspergillaceae
Product: HET domain-containing protein
Exons: 2
Coding region: 69-2162 (697 amino acids)
Source: RefSeq, a predicted model, not a curated record